This is a messenger RNA of Varroa destructor (honeybee mite), 748 nucleotides long. Its product is annotated as adult-specific rigid cuticular protein 15.7-like. NCBI's taxonomy places the organism in Eukaryota, Metazoa, Arthropoda, Arachnida, Mesostigmata, Varroidae. The record is from RefSeq and is a predicted model, not a curated record. Gene Ontology annotation, cellular component: extracellular matrix.
GUACAAAACUCAGCCAAACCCGUAUAUAUCUUCGGUUGACGAGCGUCAACAGCGUCACCGACUUGAGAAAUAAUCUAUUUCAGCCAUGUUCCAACUCAUUGCGAUUGCCGCCUGUUUUGCGAACGUCCUAGCGGGCGACCACUAUGGAGGUCACUCGGCUGCCGCAGUACAGCAGGACGAUUACGGCAACUAUGAAUUCAAAUAUAAUAUCAAGGACGGCUAUGGAAAUAUAAGGGGGCGUCAGGAGAAGGCCUCGCACGGCCUUGUCGUAGGGUCAUACUACCUUGGAGAGAUUGACGGAAGACACCGCAGCGUUGAGUACCAGGCCGACAAGUUGGGCUUCAGGGCUAACGUUAAGACUAACGAGCCUGGCACGAAGAGCAGCGAACCCGCAUUCGCUAGCUACCAUAAUCACCUCUACGGAAAGUCUAUUCCUUCGGGAUCGAUCCAGAUUUCUCACGGUUACGGUUACGGCCUUGGAGCUUAAUCUUAUCCACAUUACUAUACUUGCAUAGAGAUUACGGUGGAUCCAAAGUGAUACCCCUAGGAAACAUCUGCUUUCAAAGAUCCCUAGCUAUAUAACAACCCUGGCUAAUUUAUAACAAUAUUCAUACGCAUACUUCGAAUCUCAGACCUCACUUGAGUGUAGUAAGGCUCCUCUAGUCCUCACGACAAAUUCUAACAACGUUUUAUUUUUGUAUAUUAUACGUAUUUACUCAGUAAAUAAACAAUUCUUUACUAACCAAAA